Molecule: messenger RNA, 2270 nt
Organism: Capsaspora owczarzaki ATCC 30864
Lineage: Eukaryota; Filasterea; Ministeriida; Capsasporidae
Product: replication protein A
Exons: 3
Coding region: 52-2118 (688 amino acids)
Biological process (GO): telomere maintenance via telomerase; DNA replication; meiotic cell cycle
Cellular component (GO): nucleus; DNA replication factor A complex
Molecular function (GO): single-stranded telomeric DNA binding; damaged DNA binding
Source: RefSeq, a predicted model, not a curated record
UCUUUGCUCGUUUUUUUUUUUCCCGCCAUUUUUUUUCUUUUGGUCCAAACCAUGGCCGAGUUCACGUUGACUGCCGGAGCCAUUGAGGCCAUGUCCAACCCCGCCAAGGCGAGCAACUACGUUGUGCAGCCCGUCUUGCAAAUCCUGUCCAUCAAGAAGCUCACAUCGAACGGCACCACGCCCGGCGAUCGUCACCGUGUCGUCAUCUCCGACGGUGUGCAUCACUACAUGCAGGCGCUGCUUGGCACCAGCUUGGCAGAAGUCGCCAAGACGGACGCAAUCACUCGCUUUACCGUUGUUCGUGUCAAGAAGUUUGUGUGCAGCCCCGUCGUUGAGCGAACAAUCGUCAUUCUCAUGGAUGUCGACAUUCUCGGUACCCCCGCGGGCAAGAUUGGCGACCCCAAGCCGUACGAGGUCGCGCCUGAUGCUGGCGCUGUUGCUGGCGGUGCCGCGGCCGGCGCUCCGACCUCGCCUGCUGGUGCCACGAACGGCGCAGCUGCACCCGUGGGUGCUGCACCUGCUGCCCCCAAGGUGUCGCCGUACCGACAGUACACGGAUGCUGCGACGGGCGCCGUGACGUCUGCCUUUGGAGCGCGGGUGGCCAGCCCUCCGCGCGCCCAGCAGUCCUUCCCCGCGUUCGAUCCGAACAAAACGCUCGAGCAAAUUGUCGCGGAGGGGCAGACGCCGGAGACGCUGCCGAUUGCAUACAUUUACAACACAAUGCCGUCCAAGUUUAUCAUUCGCGCGCGCGUCACGCUCAAGCACCCGGUGCGCGAGUUUGCGCGCAAAAACCCGGGACCCAACAACCAGUCGGGCGGCCGUGUGUGCUCGAUCGAUCUGAAGGACGACUCGUCAGAAAUCCGUGCCACGGCCUUUAACGAGCAGAUUGACACAAUCAUCAACAGCCUCGAGGUCGGCAAGGCGUACUACUUUAGCAAAAUGUCCGUCAAGCCGGCCAACCGCAUGUACAACACGCUGCCGAGCGACUACGAGCUGACCUUUGAGAAGGGCACACAAUGGGUGCCGUGCCACGACGAGGCCAAUCUGCCCCAGGUGGUGUACAACUUUGUGCGUUUUGACGGCCUGGAAACCCUUGGCGAGCAGACGGUCGACCUUAUUGGCAUCUGCAAGAGCGCGCGCGACGUGCAGACCAUCACCACCAAGCAGCAAAAGUCCGUCCCCAAACGCGAGCUGACGCUGGUCGACCAGUCGCAGCGCGAAAUCACCGUCACGCUGUGGAACACGCAAGCCACCAACUUUGACGAGCAAGUGGCCGUGGACAACCGUGUCCUGGCCUUCCGCAAGGUCAAGCUCACCGAUUUCAGCGGCGUCAAGUCGGCGUCGUGCAUCAGCUCGAGCGCAAUGGAGGUGGAGCCCGACAUGCCAGAGACGCAAGAGCUCCGCGCAUGGUUUGACUCGGAGGGCCGAAACCAGAGCUUCCAGCAAGUCACUGGCGGCGCUGGUGCGUACUCUGGCGGCAACCGCGAUCUCGCCACCUUCCAGCAGAUCAACAGCAACCACAGCCUCGGCGCCGACAAGGCCGAGUAUGCUCGUCUGCAGGGAACAGUCACCUUCCUCAAGACCAAGUUCGACGACAAGAGCGGCUCGAACGAUGGCUCGGUCGGCAUGUACUAUUAUGCAUGCGGCAACAUCAAGCAGCCCAUCGACAACGGCCAAGCAGCAGCACCGAACAGCCGACAGCAAGCCCAGCAGCCCUCCGUCUGCGGCAAAAAGCUGGCGAUUGGCGAGCAGUGCCCGACCUGCGGCGACGUGUCGCAGCGCAUCUCUGGCUGCAACCUCACAUUUGUCGCAGACGACAGCACUGGCAGCCAGUGGAUUACCGCCUUCCGCGACACUGCCCAGACCAUUCUUGGAGCGUCAAACAAGGACUUGACGCUGGAACACUUGCACGAGCUGGCGCUCAAUGGGGAACAAGAGCAGCUCGACUCCAUCUACGCCCAGGCCCUGCACCACCCUUACGAGAUGACUCUUCGCAUCAAGCAGGAGCAAUCCCAACAAGGUGGCAUGCGCACCCGGUAUCAGCUCGUCCGGCUGGCUCCGAUUGACUUUGCGCGCGACAGUUUGCGUCUUGUUCGUUUGAUUCAAGCCUACAACUGAGGUGUUGUUGUGUCUUGUGUUGCAUUGUGUUUGUUGGUUUCUUUUUCUGUUUUUUUUUUUCUUUCCCCCGUGUGUGUGCUUGUCUGCCGUGUAUGUGCAGACCAUGUAGUUGUUGUUGAUUCUCCCUAAAAAAUCUAGAUUUGCAUGUUCCA